Austrofundulus limnaeus is the source of this 2071-nucleotide messenger RNA. RefSeq names its product tumor necrosis factor alpha-induced protein 2. NCBI's taxonomy places the organism in Eukaryota, Metazoa, Chordata, Actinopteri, Cyprinodontiformes, Rivulidae. Gene Ontology annotation, molecular function: SNARE binding. Gene Ontology annotation, cellular component: exocyst. Gene Ontology annotation, biological process: exocyst localization; exocytosis. The record is from RefSeq and is a predicted model, not a curated record.
AGUUUCACAAGAAACAGCUUCAGAGACAAAGAGGAUUGCCUCAGAGCUGCUGUUAGAAAAGGCCUGGUGUGUGUGUGUGUGUGUGUGUGUGUGUGUGUGUGUGUGUGUUGGGUUUUCCAUCAUGUUAAAAUGGGCGGAGCAUGUCGAGCAUAUAUGGAGCCUCUGAACUGAGGUGCAGACAGAGCUGGACUGCAGGAUCAGGAUUUUUCUGCUCCUUUCCGUCCUGUUGGUUCCGUCUCUCCGUCUGCUUGAAGACAAGGACCGGUUCAGACCCAGAAAUGAGAAUCUUCUCGGACUCUGCAGCGUUAACUCUGAACACUCUGAUGAACCAAAAAGGCAGAGCUGCAGGAGGAUGGAUCAGAGGAAGGAUCCAGAGAUUCAGGAGAAACUCUCAGUCUCAAGUCGAGAUCAACACACCGUCCCCCAACGAUGGACAGCUGUCCCCUGAAGACCAGGAGGUUCCAGCUCCUGAGGGAAUGGAAACAUUCCAGCAGCUUCUUGAGGAGCAUCAGUUCUGGGAGGCGGGGCUUGUGCUGAUUGACGCAGAGAACCUUCUGUUUGGAGGAACAUCUGAAGAAGACUCUCUUCAUCGUCACACAGAGGAAGCAGCUCGUCUGACGGAGCAGCGUGGAGCUCUGGAGAAGCUCUUGUUGCAGACCCUGAACCAGAGUCUGAACCUUGCUGAGCUCACCAGCGAGGCCUCGGUGUCGGUCCUGAAGACCACCCUGACCUCUGCGGUGAAGGCCAUCUACCAGGAGGAGGAGCAGGACCUGAAGUGGUCCACGUUCCGAGCGCCCAGCAAGUGGAAGGAGCUCCACGACUCCACGCUCCGCCGCCUGGUGGAGGAGCGGAUGGACAACCCCUCUGUGAGUCCCUCAGGACCCAUGGGCCAGUCCUCCAUCCAGACCGACAUCCAGAACAUGGGGAGGCAGCUGAAGGAGGACCUCCUGCUGGUGGUCCAGGAGGUGAAGAGCUGCUACCCCCCAGAGUCCAACAUCUGCCAGUUCUACGCCUCCMUGUUCCACCAGAGCCUCGCCACCAGACUCAGGAAGAUCGCAGACUUUGUUCUGGACGACGAGGACUGCACCUUCCUGCUGAGAUGGGUCAACGAGUACUACCCAGGAAUCCUGAAUAAACCAGAACUGGAGGGUGAAAUCGACGCCGCGGCGCUCGGAGACCUUCUGCCCGACGAUCUGCUGGUGUCUCUGGAGGACCAGUACCUCAACAAUCAGGAGAACAUGCUGCUGACGUACAUAACUCGAGUUCUGGAGGAAGAGGAGAAGAAGUGGUCAGACAAAAAGGAGCCGACAAAAGAAGAUGGCCGCUACGUCAGUCCUCUGGCCUACGACAUCAUCCAGCUGAUCAACGGGAUGGUGACGGCAGCAAAAACAGUGACAGGAAGUCUGCAGAGAGCUCAGAGCAUCACCAACCAACUCCCGGCUUUAAUCCAGAGGUUCAAAGCUUUUCAAGAAAACAUCAUCAAACAGAACAGAAAGCAGAGCCCGGCCCAGGUUAAAGCUAACCUCAGCUGUGUUUCACAGUUCAGGGACGUCCUCCACAGAAGAGGACAUCUGUUCACAGAGGACGUCCAGAAAAACUGUUUGGACCUUCUGACGGACCUGAACCAAUCAGCUCAAAUGUUCUUACUGAGCCCGGUCCACAAAGUUCUCAAGCCGCAGUACCAGAAGCUGUGGACGAGCGAGUGGCUGAAGAAGAACUCAUUCCAGAAGCUGCUGAACGGUUUGGAGAAGGAGCUGCGGGGCUUCCAGGACCUUCAUCCUUCCUGUCAGCAGGAGCUGGUGGGUCAGCUGCACCAGGAGGUGACGCAGGAGUACGUGAGGAGGCUCCUGAGAGGAGACUUGAAGMUGAGGGACCGGGAGCAGCAGCUGAAGGCCUCCAGCACCAUCACCAACAACGCACACAGUCUGCAGCUCAUCUUCAGCARCAUGGGAUCAAAGGAGGACUGGCUGAAGGAAAUCCUGAUCAAGAUCGCAGAAGUCCUGGAGCUCCAGGAGGUCCCUGCCCUCCAGGUCCAGAUCGCUCUGCUGGGAUCAGAUCAUCCAGACCUCAG